This is a messenger RNA of Rosa rugosa (rugosa rose), 1768 nucleotides long. RefSeq names its product UPF0481 protein At3g47200-like. The record is from RefSeq and is a predicted model, not a curated record. Lineage: Eukaryota; Viridiplantae; Streptophyta; Magnoliopsida; Rosales; Rosaceae. The transcript is spliced from 2 exons. The coding region runs from base 184 to 1611 and encodes 475 amino acids.
AUUUCUAGAUCCAUCCAUCCUGUUAUAAAUGGAACUGGUUUGCUGCAAAAACCACACUAACCCAAACCAAACUCAAAUCAAUUUCUAAAGAUUCCCCUUCUCACCAUUGAUCUAUUGCAAAGUUCUCUCAGCCUUUUUAGGAGAUCGAACCGAUUAGUUGAUGAUUGAUCAUAUAUAGCACUCAUGUCUGGUGUAAAUCAUAAGAGUGGUAAAGAUCAUACAGUUAUCGAUAUUAAUGACAAGAACUGCAUCUUCAGAGUUCCUAAUGUGCUCCGGAGACAAAAUCCAGAAGCAUAUACACCUGACGUUGUUUCAAUCGGACCUUUUCAUCGUUAUCGAGUAAAGCGAGGCAAAGAGGAAGGUAAAGGAGGCAAAGAUGACAAAGAAGGCAAAGGUGAGGAAGAUUUUCAACUCAUAAAACAAGUGAAAAGGAGAUAUUUGAAUGAAUUUCUCACAGGUAUAAAGAAUAUAACUUUGGAAGAGUUGACUACAGAAGUCAUUAAGCUCUCAGAUCAAAAGAAUGAAGGCGAAUUUGAGCAACGCGCGCGCGAUUUUUAUGCAGAAUCACUUCAUAUUUCCACUAAAAAGUUCAUCAAGAUGAUGAUAGUUGACGGUUGCUUCCUAAUUCAACUGUUUCGGAAGUGUGACGAUGAGAAACUCAGGGCCUUUGAUGACCCGGUGUUCAACAUGGACUGUAUGUUUCAUUUCCUAUGCCAUGACAUUUUGCUCCUAGAAAAUCAACUACCUUGGUUUGUUAUCCACAGUUUGUAUAGCCUUAUCUCUAAAGAAUACCCUAAUCAAGCCUCCCUCUCUUUUCUCGUCCUUGAAGUCUUCAGCACGCUACCAUCACUGAAGCAUAGUUGCUCAAACUAUCAAACGCAUCUCCGGACAAAAGAGAGACACUGUGAUGCUGAUUUUCUGCACAUACUUGAUCUGGUAAGAGCUUCUAUGGUUAAUCCAUUAACUAUCAUAGAUGUGAGAGCAAAUGAAGCAGCUAGAAAACACGAGAGAGGCAAUAAAGCUGUUCAUGAAGACCCAGAUAAAAAUCAAAUCCGUACCGCAACCGCUCUCUCAAAGGCAGACAUUAAAUUCAAAAACGUCGAAACGGAUAGCAAUCAUAGCAUAAUGGACAUCCAAUUCAAAGCGGGUGGGUGGUUCAACAAUGGGAUUCUUGAAAUUCCACAGCUAAAUGUUGGAAUGUCAUCGAAAACAUUAUUCAGGAACCUUAUUGCAAUUGAGCAAUGCUACCAUGGUUAUUCAAACGCGAUUACAUCUUAUGCCAUCUUUAUGGAUAACCUCAUCUCUUCAAAUGAAGAUAUGGAAUUACUUCGCAUGGAAAAAGUAAUAGGUAACUGGAUGAGUGAUGAAGAUGGUUGUAAGUUUUUCAGCGACCUUUACAAGGAUAUCGCGCACAAGAAGUUCUACUAUGUUGAUCUGUGCGAACAACUGAAUUAUCGUUACAGAUUGAAACGGUAUACAUGGUUGGCUUCACUCAAGAGUGAAAAAUUUUCUAACCCCUGCAGAAUUUUGGCUUUCGCGAUGGGCAUUUUCAUUUUGAUUCUCACCGCGUGGAGUCAGAUAAACAACAUUCGGGUUAACAUGCACAAGUGAAGUUUUACUAGCUAGCUAGUUAUUCUCAAUUGCCUUCGUUUCUCACUUUCUUCGUGUGUGGCUGUUGUUGUUUUUGGGAUAUUUGAAUGUACCUUUUAUAUAUAUCAUUUUAAUUACCUUUUUUUUUUUUUGGUUAACAUCAUUUUAAUUACCUUGA